Volvox carteri f. nagariensis is the source of this 1607-nucleotide messenger RNA. RefSeq lists its product as uncharacterized. The transcript is spliced from 9 exons. Bases 87 to 1607 code for a protein of 506 amino acids. The record is from RefSeq and is a predicted model, not a curated record. Gene Ontology annotation, cellular component: mitochondrial matrix. NCBI's taxonomy places the organism in Eukaryota, Viridiplantae, Chlorophyta, Chlorophyceae, Chlamydomonadales, Volvocaceae. Gene Ontology annotation, biological process: carbohydrate metabolic process; tricarboxylic acid cycle.
AUCACAUAAUUUGGAAUACAAUUCGCUCUCGUGUCGAAAGUUCUUCAGAACGAGUGUCCCAGUGAACGGAAACGCACAGCUUGAACAUGGCUUCAAUGAACCAAGCUGCAGGCCGUCUUGCGGUGCUGUCCCGGCAGCUGGCUGGGGCUCCAGAGGAUGAGGCGGUGGCCCGGAACGACACAAGCGCGGAGGAAGAGCAGCGUCCAGCGCCCGGUGGUGGCCGCGGGACCUUGACUGUUGUAGAUAAUCGCUCAGGGAAGAAGUACACGCUGGAAAUCUCGGAUGGCGGCACUUUGAAUGCCCAAGCCCUUAAGCAAAUCAAGGCUGGCGGUGACGGCGUUGGCCUGCGGACCUAUGACCCUGGGUACACCAACACGGCUGCUGUUAUUUCCCGGAUUUCCUUCAUUGAUGGCGAUAAGGGCAUCCUGCGCUACCGUGGUUACCCGAUUGAGGAGCUUGCAGCUAAGUCCAACAUGAUGGAGGUCGCCUACUUGGUUCUUUAUGGAAAUCUUCCGACGCAAUCGCAGCUGGCCACUUUCCGAGAGGCUGUCAUGCGCCACUCUGCUCUUCCUACAGAGGUCGAGGCCGUCGUUGCCGCCAUGCCUCACGAUGCGCAUCCGAUGGGCGUUCUCAUGACAGGCAUCUGUGCGUUAUCCACGAUGCAUCCAGAGGCGAACCCCGCUCUCGCUGGCGGCGGCAUCUACAAGUCCAGGGAGGUCCAAGAUAAGCAGAUUGUACGGCUAUUGGGCAAGGUCCCCACGCUGGCGGCGUUGGCCUACCAUAAGAGCACGGGACGCAAAGCUGCACCGCCAAACCAGCGACUGGACUAUGCCGAGAACUUCUUGUACAUGUUGGAUGGCGGGUACAACCCGUCGUACAGGCCCAACCCCAAGCUGGCCCGUGCGCUGGACAUUAUGUUCAUCCUGCACGCCGAGCACGAAAUGAACUGCUCGACUGCAGCAGUGCGCCACUUGGCGUCAUCCGGUGUGGACGUGUACACGGCGGUGGCGGGUGCGGUGGGGGCGCUGUACGGCCCCCUGCACGGAGGCGCCAACGAGGCAGUCCUGCGUAUGUUGGCCCGCAUUGGCACGGUGGACGCCAUUCCGGCCUUCAUCGCGGGGGUGAAGAGUAAGAAGGAGAAGCUUUUUGGCUUUGGUCACCGCGUGUAUCGCAACUUCGACCCGCGAGCCAUCAUCAUUAAGGAGGUGGCGGAGAAGGAGGUGUUCCCGCUGGUCGGUGUGGAUCCACUGAUCGAGGUGGCCAAGGCGUUGCAGGACGCCGCUCUUUCGGACGAGUACUUUGUGAGUCGCAAGUUGUACCCCAACGUGGACUUCUAUUCCGGGUUGGUGUAUCGAGCGUUGGGCUUCCCGCCGCAGUUCUUCACCGUCCUCUUCGCCAUCCCGCGCAUUGUGGGCUACUGCGCCCAUUGGCGUGAGUCUCUGGUGGAUCCGGACACGAAGAUCAUCCGGCCCCAGCAGGACUACAAGGGUGUCUGGCUGCGACACUACAAGGACACGGCGGCGCGCACCGCGGAGGGUGAGUGGCCGGGCGUUGGUCGUGGUGUAGAUGUAGAUAUAUUGCAGGAUGUGAAAAGUGUUGGUCAAUAA